This is a messenger RNA of Amoebophrya sp. A25, 1294 nucleotides long. The record is from the annotation of a GenBank genome assembly. Lineage: Eukaryota; Dinophyceae; Syndiniales; Amoebophryaceae.
CUUGUCGUUCCUCCUUGUAUUCUAGUUUGGUUCCACAUUCUUCAUCUCACUUUUUAUAAGACACACUUCUUUAUUCCGAACAAACCAUUAUUUUGAAAUCAUACAUAGUUAAACAUGUGGUGCUCAGUCUUCUAUAUGUUGUAGUGCCUGACUUCUAAGAGAGGAGGUCGGAGGACCUAGGACAACUUGCUAAGAAUGUCGAAGGAGACGUCAGGCGAUGACACCUCUUCGAUCUCGUCGCUGUCUAGCACGGACAGCGAUCGGGUGAAGAACAUCCUGAGUAGGUGGAGGCGACCAUCCGGACCCAGAAUUACUACCGAAAGUGCUGCCAGCAAAUUUCUGGCUCUACGGAAACCAAAAGCCAAAGCAUCUCCCAAUAAAGGCGACAAUAGCUCUUCCUCUGCGGAUAGUCUCAGUGCACAGUCAGACUCUGAUGGGACACAGUCACGACCGCUGUCUCAAAGUCAGUCACCUCCGGCUAAAAAGGACGACAAAAAUGCAGCUACCGAUGCGGCGACGGAAGAAAAAAAGCGUGCUGCAGAAGAGGCUGAAAAGAAGCGUGCUGCAGAAGAGGCUGAAAAGAUGAAGCGACUAGCCGAUGAAGAAGCAGCAAAGCAGGCAGCUGCAGCUGCAGAAGCCGAAAAAACGCGACUAGCCGAUGAAGAAGCAGCACAGCAGGCAGCUGCUGCUGCAGAAGUUGAAAAAAAGCGAGUCGCCGAUGAAGAAGCGGCAAAGCAGGCAGCUGCCGCUGCGGCAGCGGAAGCUGAAAGACAGCGAGUAGCUGAUGAAGAAGCGGCACAGAAAGCAGCUGCGGCUGCAGAAGCCGAAAUUAAGGGACUAGCCGAUGAAGAAGCAGCACAGCAGGCAGCUUCGGCUGCAGAAGCCGAAAAAAAGCGACUAGCCGAUGAAGAAGCAGCACAGCAGGCAGCUUCGGCUGCAGAAGCCGAAAAGAAGCGACUAGCCGACGAAGAAGCAGCACAGCAGGCAGCUUCGGCUGCAGAAGCCGAAAAGAAGCGAGUAGCCGAUGAAGAAGCAGCACAGCAGGCAGCUUCGGCUGCAGAAGCCGAAAAGAAGCGAGUAGCCGAUGAAGAAGCCGCACAGAAGGCAACUGCUGCGGAAGCUGAAAAAGAGCGAGUAGCCGAUGAAGAAGCAGCGAAGCAGGCAGCGGCGGCGGCGGCGGCGGAAGCAGAAACGCAAGCAACUGCAGCGGCCGAGACUGAAAAACAAGCAGCUGCGGCAGCCGAAGCAGAGAAACAGCGGCUGCCUGCUGACGAAGCAGACAAACAGCGACUAG